AUGGCAAAUUAUACGCCUACAGAAGUAGUCGAUAUUCUUAUAACCUUUGGUGAAUGUGGUAGAAAUUACAGACUUACUGCCCGUACUUAUGCGGAGCGAUUCCCAAAUCGCCGCCAUCCUACUGAUCAACAAAUUAUAAACAUUGAAAGGAGAUCUCGUAAUAAUCCACUUCAUCGCGAAAGGCGAAGGAAUAGACUUCAUAAUAAUAAUGACCCUAGAUUGCUUGCAGUUUUGGCUAUGGUUCAUCAAAAUCCCCAUAUUAAUACCCGUCAAAUAGAACGAGAACUGGGAAUCCCUCAAACUACGGCACAUAGAUUGUUACGAUCAGUCAAUUACCACCCGUAUCAUAUUACUCUGGUACAGGAAUUAAGUGAGGCCGACUACGUACUCAGAGUAUAA
Cyphomyrmex costatus is the source of this 399-nucleotide messenger RNA. RefSeq lists its product as uncharacterized. The transcript has a single exon. The record is from RefSeq and is a predicted model, not a curated record. NCBI's taxonomy places the organism in Eukaryota, Metazoa, Arthropoda, Insecta, Hymenoptera, Formicidae. Bases 1 to 399 code for a protein of 132 amino acids.